AUGUCUGUCGCCGAAGCCAACUCGCCCCGCAAGUAUGGCAAGAAGGCCAGAAUGGGCACCAUGGGUAUUGUUCUGAAAGGCGCCAUGGUACUGCUUCUCCGACGCAGGGCGCCCGGGGGACCUGGAUCCUUUGAGUCCAACGCGGUGUGCUUUUUGAAGAGUAAUGGAUCGUUGGUGAGUUCCGAGAGAGUUCAUGAAAGUUCAGAAAUGGCAUAG
Molecule: messenger RNA, 216 nt
Organism: Colletotrichum higginsianum IMI 349063
Lineage: Eukaryota; Fungi; Ascomycota; Sordariomycetes; Glomerellales; Glomerellaceae
Exons: 2
Coding region: 1-216 (71 amino acids)
Source: RefSeq, a predicted model, not a curated record